This is a messenger RNA of Rotaria sp. Silwood2, 3147 nucleotides long. The record is from the annotation of a GenBank genome assembly. NCBI's taxonomy places the organism in Eukaryota, Metazoa, Rotifera, Eurotatoria, Philodinida, Philodinidae.
AUGGUCAAUGUGCUAAACAAGAUUUUAUUUGUUUAUUUUCUUUUAUUUACAACAAUAACAACAAUUAAUAGUAAUGAAAUACCUUCUUGCAAUAUAACAACAAAUAUAGAUGAACAAAAAAUAAAUGUAGAAUAUGAAACGAAAACGAUACAAGAUGAAUUUAUUGUUCAAUUUACUGGUUAUUACACUGCAAUAGCUCGAACAAAUUAUUUAAUACGAAUUUUUGAACGUAAUAAUAUAUCUUAUUAUGAAAUAAUUAAAAGAAAUAAUUUAAUGCAACGUUAUCCAUCUGAUUUUGAUAUUGUUCGAUUUAUUGGUAAUGAACAAAUAAUUAAUGCUCUUAAGAAACAUCCACUUAUUCGAGCUAUUAAUCCUCAUCGACAAAUUAUUCGUCAUAUUCAUUAUUCCACUAUUGAAGAUAUUAAUGAAAUAGCCGGUAAUAAAAGAAAAUUACAUCGUAGUCCACCAAAUCAUAUUCGAAUAGCAGAAAGUUUACAAGCACCAAAAUUAUGGAAAAUGGGUCAUCGAGGUAAUGGUAUUCAUGUAGCAGUAUUUGAUACAGGUAUUCAAGAUGGUCAUCCACAUUUUCCUAAUAUUGCUGAAGUAACAAAUUGGACUGAUGAAAAGAAUGAUCAUGAUAGUCAUGGAUUGUUUGUUGCCGGUGUUAUCGGCAGUAAUAGCGAAUGUUUAGGUAUUGCACCAGAAGCACAAUUACAUAUAUUUAAAGUAUUUACAAAUAAUCAUAUAUCUUACACAUCUUGGUUUCUUGAUGCUUUUAAUUAUGCUAUUGUAAAAAAAGUACACGUACUGAAUUUAAGUAUUGGUGGUCCGGAUUUUAUGGAUCAACCAUUUAUUGAUAAAGUUUGGGAUUUAACUUCGAAUAGUAUUAUUCUUGUUUCAGCGAUUGGCAAUGAUGGACCUUUAUAUGGCACAUUAAAUAAUCCUGCUGAUCAAAUGGAUGUAAUUGGAGUUGGAAGUAUAACAAUAGAUGAUGCUAUAUCACGUUUUUCAUCUCGAGGAAUGACAAUAUGGGAGCUGCCAGCUGGUUAUGGCCGAAUGAAGCCUGACUUAGUAACAUAUGGUUCACUUGUAAGAGGUUCAAAUCUUGUGUCUGGUUGUAAAGUUUUAUCAGGAACAAGUGUUGCAUCACCCGUUGUUGCUGGUGCUGUUGCUCUUUUAGCAAGUUCUGUACUUCAUCGUACACCAAAUAUAAUUAAUCCAGCUACUUUGAAACAAGCAUUAUUAGCAUCUGCACAACGUAUUCGACAUGCUAAUAUGUUUGAACAAGGACACGGAAAAUUAAAUUUAUUACGUGCAUUUCGUAUUCUUAAUCAAUAUGUUCCACAAGCAUCAUUAAGUCCAUCAUAUAUUGAUUUUACAGAAUGUCCAUAUUUUUGGCCAUAUUGUUUACAACCACUUUAUUAUAGCGCUAUGCCAAUUAUUGUUAAUAUCACAAUUAUAAAUGGAAUGGACGUUGUUGGUGAAGUUUUUGGACAGCCUAAAUGGCAUCCACAAGAUUCAUAUGGUCAAUAUCUUGAAUUAUCAUUUGAGUUUUCAUCAAAAUUAUGGCCAUGGUCAGGUUAUCUUGCAAUAUCAAUGACUAUUCAUCAGAAUGCUUCAGAAUUCGAAGGCAUAGUUCAAGGUCACGUUACAUUAACUAUUGAAUCACCAGCAAAAGAUUCAGAAAGUUUAAUUCAACGAAGUGAUUUAGUUUUACCAAUUCGUGUUCGUAUAAUUCCAACACCAAUACGUUCUCAUCGUAUACUUUGGGAUCAAUAUCAUUCGAUUGGUUAUCCACCUGGGUAUUUUCCACGUGAUGAUUUAAGACAAAAAAAUGAUCCACUUGAUUGGAAUGCUGAUCAUAUUCAUACGAAUUUUCGUCAUGUUUAUGAACAUUUAAGAAAUGCUGGAUAUUUUAUUGAAGUAUUAGGAAAACCAUAUACAUGCUUUGAUGCUUCUCUUUAUGGAACUUUAUUAAUUGUUGAUCCAGAAGAAGAAUUUUUUGUUGAAGAAAUUUCUAAAUUACAUAAUGAUAUUGUAAAUAAAUCUUUAUCACUUAUUGUAUUUGCUGAUUGGUAUAAUGUAUCUGUUAUGAGGCGUGUACAAUUUUUCGAUGAAAAUACUCGACAAUGGUGGUUACCAGAAACCGGUGGUGCUAAUUUACCAGCAUUAAAUAAUCUUCUAAAACCACUUGGUAUUGCUUUAGGUGAUACUGUUUUAGAAGGAAAUUUUGAUCUUGGAGAACAUAUGAUUUAUUAUGCAUCAGGUACACAUAUCGUUCGAUUUCCAGCUGAUGGUUAUUUAAUCUAUCGUCCGUUAAUCGAUCAAGGUGAAGCAAUAUUACGAAUGCCUGGUUCUUCGCGUAUGCCUCAACAACGUCAUUUAAAUCUAGAAGAUCAUGAAAAUCGCGUAAAAAACCAAAUAGAUAUUGAAUCAAUAGUUAAAACUAGUCCUAUUUCAAUGCCAAUUCUUGGUCUUGUAGAAGCAUCUGGUGGUGGCCGUGUAGCAAUUUAUGGUGAUUCAAAUUGUAUUGAUUCAGUACAUCUUGUACGUGAUUGUUAUUGGCUUUUACUUGCUUUAUUAGAAUUUACAACAUCAAGUCGUGUACCAAAAUUAUUUUUACAAUUAGAUGAAAAUCGACAAAUGGAUUUAGAUGUACCUGACCUUGAAAGAUUAAAUACAAGUCGUUUACAUAAAUUUUCUCGUGUUAUUGAAAAAAAUGAUAUAGAUAAUACAAAUAAACAAAAAGAAUUACCAAAAUGUUUUAUUAAUAAACCUGUUAAACCAUCCGAACCAUUGAUGAUUAAUACAGUAUCACAAAAUAAUAUAAUGAAAUAUCAAAAUCGUUUAAUAUCAAUUGAAGAUGACAGUAUUGAUAAUAAUGUUGUAAUUGAUCAUAGUGAAACAUCAUCACAUUUAGUCCGAGCUUUUUUUACAUUACAAAAUCCAAUAUUUAUCCCAUCAUUAGUAGGUUCAAUAGGUGUUUUUUUUGUUUUUAUUAUAUUAUGUCGAUCACGACUUUAUCGUAUGUUAAUUUUUAUAUUAUGGGGAAAUGGAUUUUAUUAUAGAAAAUCACCUAAUUCAAGAUUAAAGCCAAUGUCUAAAAAUCGACAAUAUCAUCUAAUUUCAUCAUUGAGUAAACCAUAA